This is a messenger RNA of Naegleria fowleri, 5376 nucleotides long. RefSeq lists its product as uncharacterized. The record is from RefSeq and is a predicted model, not a curated record. Lineage: Eukaryota; Heterolobosea; Eutetramitea; Acrasida; Naegleriidae. Bases 1 to 5376 code for a protein of 1791 amino acids. The transcript has a single exon.
AUGAUGACUCCUCCCACCUUGAUUUGUACAAACAACACAACAAACAUCACCACAACAACAUCUUCAUCAUUGGCUUACAAAGAACCAUCUCCGAGUGCCACUGCUGUCGAUAAUCGAACACACCAUUCUGAGUCUUCUCCCACAAGCACCAACAGCACCAUCUCCACACCCGCUCAUCGAAUUUCACACGGCAGUGGAAGCAACGGCGGCGAUGAUGACGAUUCCACAUGUGUCAUCUCCAGUAGCAGCUGCACCUUCAGUAAUCAACACACCAACAACUCGACUUCCUUAUCGAAUUCAGUGAACACCUCCAACUCGAUGCUUUCACGAAAGAGAGCGAGUCAUGGGGAUCAGCUUCACGACGACGAUGAAGAUGUUAUUGACGACGAUCAGGAUGGAUUUACCAAUGAGGAUCAAGAAGGAACCUUGAUGAUGAUGAUGGACAACAUGGAAAUGACGAUGAUGAAUCGUAAUAAUACACAUCAAUACAAUCAUCAUCAACAUCAUAACAGUAACAACAACCACAAUUCCAACAGCGGAGCGAGUAUCGACGAUAUAUUGAAAGGACUCGCCUCUCAACGUUCAACCUCCUCGAAUCUUCAUCAUCCUUUCCUUCCAAAUUCAUCAUCCUCUUCCGUUUCAUUCAAUAACAACAACAACAAUAGUAUUACUAUUCCUUAUCAUCCUCAUCACGAUGAUCCAAACCAACAUCAAUACAACAACCAGGUGAACGUACGGAAACAUUCCUCGCCCAAUAAUCUCUUCUUUCAUCAAUCGACUCAUAACGCUAAUAAUAAUAUUGGGCUCAGCAAUAACAACGCACAAACAACAAUAACAACUCAAACUAGAGGUUCCUCAUCAUCUUCACCAACGAUCAUUCCAUCCUCUCAAAAUGUUCCUCCAAAAUCAUCAUCUUCACCCUCUAAAAAGAAGAAACAACAACAACAGAAACAAAAUGGCGAGACUUUGACUAUCAGUGUAUCCGCUUCAUCCGCAUUCUCUCAGAAACAACAAAAAGCCUCAAUCAUCACUCCUAGUACAGAAAUAUCGGCAUCUUCUUUAACAAAUUCCACGACAACUCCAACAACAUCUACCAAUCGAAAGCUUUCUCUUUCUGUUUCCAUUCAAAAGAGAAUUUCCUCGUGGCGUUCCAAUCAUAAAAAUUCCAAUCCUACAAAAUCCAAUAAGAAACAAGAAGCUCCAUUGAAUCAACAACAAUCACACAAACAUUCUCGAAGUCAUUCAGAAAGUCUUGUGAAUAAUCUUUCUCAUAACGUUAGUAAUAGCAGUAGUAGUAGUAGUAUUGUGUUUGGAAAUGAAGAAUCUACUGUCUUGUUAGUGAACUCUGCAAAAACUUCCGCUUUGGCAACAACGGAAAAGAGUUUGGAGAAGAGUUAUGGAACUGUUUUGGGGUCUUCUUCUUCUUUGUCGACAACAAUGGAGGAUCUUCACCAUUCAUCGAAUUCACAAAUGCAAUCGCUGAAAUCCAUACUCGCUCAGAACAAAUUUAGACAUCAUCAAAAUAAUUAUGAAUGUGUGGAUUCUGAUGAGUCGCCAGUGACAUCAGCUUCUACCGUGGAACCCUUGUCACCAUUUCCAAGCAAUAACCAACACAACGGCCAAAACAUUCACAACAACCUUGGUUUUGGUUCUCCUCCAAAAUUAAUCAUCCCCAAUGUAGCAUCAUCAACAAAUGAGUCAUGUGAAUCUUAUCAGAAUCAACAUUCUCAACUAAAACCUAAGAAGUUGGAUUUUUCGAUUGAUUUAUCUUCAGUAUUGGAUAAUGACACUUCAUCAAAUCAACUUAGAUUGAAAUCCAAAUUGGCUCCACUGACAGCGAGAGCAAGGGGAGACAGCUCAAUCAAACAUCCAUUCGAUUAUUUGAAAGGAAGCGUUUCAUCACAUCAACCGUCACAGCCACUAGCAAUUCCUGUUGUUUUGACAAGAAAAAGAUCACUUCCAACAACACCUGAAUUUCUAAGUAUGAAUUCACAUAACAAAAAAUCAACGCCACGAGAUGAAGCAGCAUUCAGCAAUAAUCGAGUUGCUGGACAACAAUCUGUGUCGCAACAAUCAAACCUGUCAACAACCAUUUCAUUGACAACGCCUCAUAACACUAAAGACGAUACUGUACUAGUAAGCUCGCUUCCAUCCUCUACAAACAGUCCAAAUGAGGAACAGGGAAUUCAUGUGUUGUCUAUUCCAGUUCUAACCAUAACCACAACGGCACCAACAGAACAUCAAAUUGUGAUAGAAAAACCAAAACAAAAUUUCAUGACGGUGAUGAGUGCUGAUACCUUGAUAUUAGUUUCUUCAUUCAUUUAUGAUGACAAUUAUGAGAAACAAAUUGAGAAUUUUUCAUUUUUGACUUCACAUGACAUUUUCACAACACUGAUGCUUGUUUGCCGAGCUUGGUAUGAAAAAUUGAACGAAGAUUUGGUGUGGUCUUUCAGAUAUCGACAAUUUUUGAACAAUCUCUUGAAACAUUAUUCUAAAUCUGUGAAUGCUUAUUUUGUGACGUAUGGCAACGAAAAACAUCCUCUUCAAAGGAAAAACUCAUCCACCGAUUUCGAUAAGAAAUAUACUCCCAUCCACAAGAGAUACAAAUUUUUGAAGAAUUUACAAAAGGAAAUGAACAAUUUUAAACCUCCAGCAAUAUUGACGACCAAUGCUAAUGCUUCAUUGACAACAAUAGGCACAACGAUGAAUGUUCCCAACAACUCGAAUCAUUCACUUUCCGUACGGAGAGGAACCAUUGCUCAUCUGAAACCUGGAUACAAUAUGGACUCCACAACAUCUUCCACAGCAAAGCCAACUGACACCUUCAGAAAGAGAACUUCCAGCAAUGCCGAGUUGACUUCUCCACGUUUCGAAGAUUUACCUAAAUUUGCUGCAUUUGGUGGCACCACUCCACGAACACCUGUAGCACUCACAAAUUUCUCUUCUCCAAGAAAACACGCACAUUCGAGUGUGUCCUUGUCCAAUGUUCCUCCUGGAUUGAAACCAGUCGGAUUUCAUCUGUUUACAGAUAUGGCUAGUGGAGGUAGUGGUAAUGGCAGUGGUGACAGCGUUACAACAGCGAACAAUUCGAAAAUUUCACUUCCAUUGUCCAUCAAUAAGAAUUUCACUUUUAAGGAAAAGUUUAUGGAUCUGCUUCGAGAUGAGUAUUGUAGUAAUGUGAGAAUUGCGCUCAGGACUAUGAACCCACUCAAAUUCAUCAAGUGUCUCAUUAUUGAGGAUGAAACAUUGUCUCGAAUGCAAUUUUAUUAUCAUAUUCACUUGUUCUAUGCAUUGAAGCUGUUUAUUGACGGGGCCAAGAAGGUCAUUCACUCCAAAGACAAGAGCGACACAUCAAAUACUCCUGAAACUUCCAAUCUGUCUUCGGUGUCAUCGUCAACAUCGAGUCUGUCAUCCAAGCCAAAUAGAUUUGUUCAGGAAGUGUUACGAACGAGCUCAGCAACUCUCUUCUCUAUUAUUCUCUCUGGAUUGAAGGAUCUGAAGCAUGAUUUAGCGUUGCGACCACAAAAUUAUCCAGAAUUUUAUAAGGAAGUGAAAAAUAUUCAAAAUUUCACAUCUGUCUAUUCGGCAUCGAUUGCAAAUCAAGUAGCCUACAUUGCAGAAAAGUUGACGACGAGAUACUUUUUAAUUAUUUUUGAUAAGCUUAACCCGCCUAUCAAUUUCGAUGUUCUGAAAUCCUUCAUGACAGCCUAUCCAAGUAUUGCUGAUAACAAACUCUUAUUAAUCGUUUUGGAUCGAGCAAGAGAAACAUUCUUUCAUUCACCUAUGGAGGGUGAUUCCUUUGUACAACCAUUUUCAAGCGGCCCCUUGUCAACACUUGCUGCGUCCAAGCAGAAUCGGGUGGAAUUUGCGUUUUUACAAUUUCUCGUUGAGAAUGUGUUGCCAAUUAUUGCAAGAGAGAAGGCAGAUUCAAGAAGAAUUAUUGACCUAUUAAUGGACAUUCUGACAAGCCGUUAUAGUUUAAAUCUCAAAGAAUUGUGUGCCUAUUAUAGACACUUAUCGGGUGAAGCAUUGAGCUCUGGCCACGUAACAGUAGAUCCAUAUUUUCUUCUCGUCGUUUCAUGUUUUAAAUUUUCACAGCAUAAUUCGAGCACCUUAUCAAACAUUGACACAACCAGCUCUUUCAACAGCAGUGUUUCCUCAUCUUCCAAGUACGAAGAUGAUGUUCUCGUUCAUCCACAAUUCUUUGAGUAUUUAAUUGACAAGUUUGAAAUUGAUGUGAAUAGAAAAGAAAUUUUGUUCUUCCUGUUGAAACACAAACAAACACUUCCCUACUUGGAGGCAUUGAAGAAAGCAGGAAAAAUUGAUAUUCGAUUUGUUCACAGAUGUUUCCACAGCAAGCACUUCGCCGAGUUUCUCACCAAACUUUAUUAUUCUGGUUCGGUGGGUCCUUAUCAAUGUCUUGACACUGUGCUUCAACAAUUUAACAUUGAUCCACUUGCUGAUUUUGAAAGUGAAAAUUCAUUCAAAUCAUUGGAGGAGGCUUGGAAAUCCUCUAUUAACACUACUCGGUCACUGACACGAAGCUAUGGAAGUACGAAAAACAAGGACAAUUUCCUCAAAAUUAUUUCAAGAAUUGAAGCGAAACAAAAUGGGUACAGCGCCACGUAUCAUGUGAAUUUAUUGAAAAUUUUCAAGGUGAUCCUUCGAAGAUGUAAAGAACAGGACAAGAAGUUUAAUUUACAAAAAAUUGACCGUGACAUGAAAAUUUCAUUCAAUUUCAUUACACAUUCCUUUUUGACUGAUUUAGGACAUUAUCAUGAAUCCAACUAUAGAAAUACUACUUUGGAAAUGUGUGAAUUAUUAAUUGGAUCAGCAAACGCUCUCAUUGAUUGUUCUGUUUUGAAAUUCAUUCUCCAAAGAAUUGAAGUUGAAGAUGCCACCAUUCGAGGGAAGAAUUCCAAACAAAUUGCCUACUAUUACCAAAAUCAAAAUUCAGAGUUGUCACACACUUCGAUCGAACUUGAACAUUCUGGAAGACUCGUGGAUCCUUCUAACAACAACAACAACACUCAAAACAUUCCAAAUUGGUACAACAAAUCAGAACUAGCUUUAAUGUCCACCGUCACCAAAGCCAUGGAAUUGCUUUUACAAAACAGUGCCAUGAUUUCAAAACUCACUUCUUUCAACACAAGUGGAUCCAAACUAGCAAGCAGCAUGUUCACAGAUAUCAUGCCCUAUUCAGAAUGGUAUUCUCAACACAAAUUAGCCAAUGAUCAUUCUCCACAUGCCGCUCAAUAUUUGCAACUCUAUGAACGCACUCGAUUAUUUAUUGCCCGAUACAACUUCAAUGCUGCUUUGGUCGAAAAAGAGAUGAAUGACAAUCAGGGCAUAUCUUCUUGUUGCGUUAUUUUGUAG